Molecule: messenger RNA, 1671 nt
Organism: Hevea brasiliensis (rubber tree)
Lineage: Eukaryota; Viridiplantae; Streptophyta; Magnoliopsida; Malpighiales; Euphorbiaceae
Product: premnaspirodiene oxygenase
Exons: 2
Coding region: 1-1527 (508 amino acids)
Molecular function (GO): monooxygenase activity; oxidoreductase activity, acting on paired donors, with incorporation or reduction of molecular oxygen; iron ion binding
Source: RefSeq, a predicted model, not a curated record
AUGGAACACCAAUUUCUCUCCUUUCCAAUCUUUUUCAUCUUCUUCAUUUUCAUCCUCUUGGUAUUGAGAAUAAGGAAGAAAGCAAAAAUCAACAACUCAUCUCCAAAUCUACCACCAGGGCCGUGGAAAUUGCCCCUUAUAGGGAGUAUGCACCAUUUAGUUGGCUCCCUACCCCAUCACCGCCUGAGAGACUUGGCUAAAAAGUAUGGACCUCUUAUGCACCUUCAACUUGGUGAAGUUACCAACAUAGUUAUUUCUUCACCUGAAACUGCUAAAGAAGUGAUGAAAACCCAUGAUGUCAUAUUUGCUCAAAGGCCCUUUCUCCUCGCUGCAAGUAUUGUGGGUUAUGAUUUUUCAGACAUUGCAUUCGCUCCCUAUGGAAACUAUUGGAGACAAAUGAGAAAAAUUUGCACGCUGGAGCUGCUAACUGCGAAAAGAGUGCAGUCAUUUAGAUCAAUCAGGGAAGAAGAAAUAUCAAAACUCAUUAGAACCCUGUCUUCUGGUGCAGGAUCACCAAUCAACUUUAGCAGGAUGUUCAAUUCUUUGACCUACAGCGUCACCUCAAGAGCAGCCUUUGGUAAGAUAUGGAAGGGAGAAGAAAUCUUCAUACCAACAGUUAAGAAACUGAUACAAUUGGCUGGCGGUUUUAGUCUUGCUGAUAUCUACCCUUCCAUCAAAUUGCUUCAUGUGAUUAGUACGGUGAGGCCUAAAUUAGAGAGGCUUCAUCAAAUAGCAGAUAAGAUACUUGAAAGCAUCAUCUAUGAACAUAGAGCUAGAAAGGCAGCAGCAAAAUCUGGGGCUGAUUAUGAAGAAGAAGAUUUUGUAGACGUUCUUCUGAAUCUUCAGGAUCGUGCAGGCCUUGAAUUCCCUUUAACAAAUGACAACAUAAAAGGAGUCAUCCUGGACAUGUUCAUUGCUGGUAGUGAGACAUCAUCAACAACCAUAGAAUGGGCAAUGUCAGAGAUGCUAAAAAAUCCAAGAGUGAUGGAAAAGGCACAAGCUGAGGUGAGGCAGGUCUUUGGUGUAGAAGGAAACAUUGAUGAAGAACGACUUCAUGAACUGAACUACUUAAAGAUGGUAAUCAAUGAAACUCUAAGAUUACACCCUCCUAUUCCAUUGUUACUUCCAAGAGAAUGUAGGGAGAAUUGUGUGAUUAACGGUUACGGCAUUCCUGUCAAAUCUAAAGUUAUUGUGAACGCAUGGGCGAUUGGAAGGGAUCCCAAUUAUUGGAUUGAAGCUGAGAGAUUUUAUCCAGAAAGAUUUCUUAAUAGUUCAAUAGAUUAUAAGGGUACUAACUUUGAAUUUAUCCCAUUUGGUGCUGGAAGGAGGAUUUGUCCAGGAAUAUUGUUUGGCAUAGCUAAUGUUGAGCUUCCACUUGCACAGUUGCUGUACUAUUUUGAUUGGAAACUCCCUGCAGGGCUGACGCCAGAAAAUCUUGACAUGGUUGAAGUUUUUGGUGCUGUUGUGAAAAGGAAAAAUGAUCUCCACUUAAUCCCCAUUCCACACUUUCCGCCACCUGUCGAUUAAAAUAUAUAUAUAUAUAUAUAUUUAUAUAUGUUAGUUUGAUAUCAGCCAACUAGUAAAUUGAUUGUGAUAUGACAACUCAAUUUCUCCUUUCAGAGAAUCAAGUGCAUUGUAGCUGAUAAAAAUUUGCCGAGCUAUUCCGAUUCA